AUGUCAUUUAAGAUCCCGCGAGUUGGCCCUCAGAGAAGAGCGAUGGAAAUAAAUUUGGAAGAUAAUCAAAGCCGUUCGAGCUCUCAAGACCGAAGUUUUGGUUCACAGUCUACUGUUAACCUACAGCUUUCAAAAGAUGAAUUUGAAGAGUCAUUAAGUCAAAGUUUUUCCGAAGAUGGAUCUUCUUACUGGAGCUCUUUGCGAAGUAUAUGGAAGUAUAAUGACCACGAAGACAGUUCAGUCUUAGAAAAGGACGACGACUACAGUGAUGUUUUGAAACUUAGUGGUCACUUGGGUGAUAUAAAUGAGUCUAUUGAUCACUUGACAAACGCAUUAAGUACAUCAGGAAGCAUGAUGGCAUGUGCGGCCCAGGACGACUCAGUGAUGAAAGUAGUCAAUUCGGUCAAGCAAAUAGCUCAAGAGAAAAACGUUUUGAUGAGCAAGCAGCUGUCCUUAACUCAUUCCAUAGAGAACCUGAAGGAGUACCCACAAACUAUUUCAAAAUGCUUAGACAGACUCUUUCUGAAAGUCAAGACUUCUUUCUCCGAUGAAUCUGAUGCUUGCAGUUUAUUGCCAGCCAAUUGUCUAAACAAACUCAAAGAAUCCCUUAAUUUGUAUAGAAACAACUUCAAUAACAUAUUGAGAUCAAGCGUCAGUAACUUCAGCAACAAAAAUGACGCUAUACUUCGAAGUACUGAAGCAGAGACAAUAACUAAGAAACAUAUCUCACAGAGUCCGAAAAGAUGCACGUUAGAUACCACGCAUCGUCCCCUUUCUAUUCAAAUGAAGUUUCGGACACCACUAUCCAAAACCAACAGAAAAUUAAACAUACGUUCUAUACCAAGAACAACGAACUACCACCGGACACAAAACAUGGGCAAGGGAAGUGAUUCAUUCCAAAACAUAAGGACAACAAACAGAUAUCAACUGAGGAAUCGUUUCGCUAACUAUGAGGACAUAAAUCCUGAAUUAUCUUCACCAAAUGAAUCACUUGACAGUAUUGAUUGUGUAUCUUUAUCAAGCAUAACCGACAUAUAA
Messenger RNA from Heterobilharzia americana, 1038 nucleotides. The record is from the annotation of a GenBank genome assembly. NCBI's taxonomy places the organism in Eukaryota, Metazoa, Platyhelminthes, Trematoda, Strigeidida, Schistosomatidae.